Molecule: messenger RNA, 527 nt
Organism: Tachysurus vachellii
Lineage: Eukaryota; Metazoa; Chordata; Actinopteri; Siluriformes; Bagridae
Product: rho-related GTP-binding protein RhoB-like
Exons: 1
Biological process (GO): small GTPase-mediated signal transduction
Molecular function (GO): GTPase activity; GTP binding
Source: RefSeq, a predicted model, not a curated record
AAAGCAGCGAGGUUGCUUUAUAAAGAAGUUCUGUCCAGCAGCUGUUCAUGGAAACGUCGUGGUCCAACCUUGUGAGAGGAAGUGACUGUAGAUUAUAUGGCGGCACAAUAAAAGCAGAGAGAUCACUUGUAUCUAAUAAGGUUGUUUAGUUAUUUGCAGUGUUUGAUAGAACCAGUACAAUGGCUGCUAUCCGAAAGAAACUGGUGGUGGUUGGGAAUGGCGCAUGCGGUAAGACCUGUCUCCUGAUCGUGUUCAGCAAGGACGAGUUCCCGGAGGUGUACGUCCCUACAGUGUUUGAGAACUACGUGGCGGACAUCGAGGUGGACAGCAAGCAAGUGUAGCUGACGCUGUGGGACACGGCCGGACAGGAGGAUUACGACCGGCUCCGACCGCUUUCCUAUCCGGACACGGACGUCAUACUAAUGUGCUUCUCUGUGGACAGCCCUGACUCGCUAGAGAACAUCCCUGAGAAGUGGGUUCCCGAGGUCAAACACUUCUGCCCUGUUUGGUUCUACUUGUCCACUUAA